Postia placenta MAD-698-R-SB12 is the source of this 1962-nucleotide messenger RNA. RefSeq lists its product as hypothetical. Gene Ontology annotation, molecular function: RNA binding; transmembrane protein transporter activity. NCBI's taxonomy places the organism in Eukaryota, Fungi, Basidiomycota, Agaricomycetes, Polyporales, Adustoporiaceae. The record is from RefSeq and is a predicted model, not a curated record. The transcript has 10 exons. Bases 1 to 1962 code for a protein of 653 amino acids. Gene Ontology annotation, cellular component: Sec62/Sec63 complex. Gene Ontology annotation, biological process: post-translational protein targeting to endoplasmic reticulum membrane; SRP-dependent cotranslational protein targeting to membrane.
AUGGCCAACUACAGCUAUGACGAGGCAGGCAACAUGGCCGCGUAUUUCCUGCUUACCUUCUUGUCUAUUAUCCUCAUCCCGCUAUCGCUCUCCUCAUUGCCAUCACGAAAGUCGCCCACCGUGUCUGGCUGUCAAUGUCGUCAAUGUGUCAAGCAACGCGAGAACAUUCGCAAGCGGGAAAGAGGGUCUCUAUUCACGCCCAAGUUAAGGCGAAAAACUAUCUUCGUCAUUGUAGGAUGGACAGCGGUCGCGUUCCUCGCCUACAAAGUUGCUACGACAGAGGUCGAAAACAAGGUGUACGAUCCAUUUGAGAUCCUUGGGCUGCGGAGUGGAGUAGACGUCAAGGCGAUCAAGUCACAUUACAAGAAGCUCUCCCGCAAAUUCCACCCAGACAAGGUAAAACUGAGCAUCAACGAGACUAUCGAGGCAGUGGAAGCCAAAUUCGUUGAGAUUACGAAAGCAUACAAAUCGUUGACUGACGAGACUAUUCGUAAAAACUGGGAAAUGUAUGGUCACCCCGAUGGUCGCCAGGAAGUCUCGAUGGGUAUUGCACUUCCGAAGUGGAUCGUUGAGAGCGGGAACAACAUCUGGGUUCUUGGCGCAUAUGGUCUGAUUUUUGGCGGGGCGUUGCCUGCUAUGGUGGGCCGCUGGUGGUUCGGUAACAGACAAAAGACCAAGGACGGCGUGAAUGCCCGCAGCGCCGCGACUUUCUUCAAAACGCUCAACGAAGAGUCUGGUAUUGACGACGUGAUCGGGUCGCUCGGGAAGGCAUUUGAGUGGGAGCGUCCGCACGUGAAGGCGUCCAAGCAGGAGAGCGAGCUUGUUGAACUCGAGGCAAAGAUCCAAGAGCAGCUGGAUGUCAAGUGGAGCGAACUGAAGAAGCUUGCUGAGGCAAUACCUGGCAGUCAUGAGAGCCGCCGCAGGGCACUCGUACUCUUGUAUGCCCAUCUAUUGCGUCUUCCAGUGACGAAUUCUACUCUCCGUAAAGAACAAGCGCAUUUGCUACUGCAAACACCUACGCUCCUGAACUCAAUGCUCAAUAUCAGCAUCACACGCAAUUGGCUCCAGCCAACACUUGCUGCCAUGCGUUUAUACGCAUACCUUGCUCAAGCUCUCCCUCCUGGCCAGGAUCAACUCAGACUUGCACAGCUUCCUGGUAUCAGCAUGGACGAGUCCGCUAAGCUCUCUCCUCGCUUCAAUGCCGUAGACCAGCUCAUUGAAUCUUUCGAAAAAGAGGGCGACGAGCGAUUGCCUGAGAUUAAGAAGGCCGCACAGAAUUGGGGCAAGGUGGAGAUUGUCGAUGCUGCGUUCAAGGUGUUGGGCGAGCGAUACAUCACGCCUUCGGCAUUUAUUUCCUUCGUGUUGAAGGCGCGGAUUCCCUCGUAUUCGGGAGUGAAGCCUGUGUCAGACGUCGAGGCUGACCACAAAGCGGAGGACACGCGGGAGCAAGAUUUCUUGGCUGGUAAGGGCGAUGUUGAGACGCUUCUCAGCGGAGAGACGAGCAGUGGCUGGGCACACGCUCCAUUCUGGCCUUCCAAUCGCAAGCCAAGUUGGUGGGUCUUGCUGGCUGAUGUGCGCACGAACAAGCUUGUGGUGCCUCCGAUGAAGAUUGCGGAUGUACCGAUUGGAUCGAAUUACCGCAUGUACAAGAUGCAGUUCCAGGGGCCGCCUGCAACCGGUACCUUCCAUUGGAGGGUGCAUGUUGUUAGCGAUACAUUCGUUGGCGAAGAAGUGACACGCGAUGUCAUGUGGAAGGUCGAUGACGUCUCUGUGCUCAACACGGAUGAUCAGAACUCGGAUGACGAUAUCUCGGAACCGGAGGAGGAUUCGCUGGCGGGUCAGAUGGCGCUCAUGCGGGGUGGGACAGUGAAGAAGCGGCAUGACGAAGAGAGUGAUGACGAGAGUUCGACAGAUGACGACCAGGACAAGGACUCGGAUGGCAGUAGCAGCGAUAGUGACUGA